GCGCGCUCAUCGAUACUUAAACCCGCUGAUGCAACGCGAAUCAUUCCACAAACGGACUGAACGGUCGAACAGUCAAGAGCUCGUCGCUAAAAAACAACAAUGAUGCCUGGUCAAAUCCCUGAUCCCAUGGUUACGGCCGGUUCUCUGCCCAGUGUCGGCCCAUUGGCUGGCAUUCCCGCCACCACUCUCACAGACCAGCUGAAACUAGCCGGACUCUACAGUAUAGGUGCUGUCCUGUCUCCUCUCAGCAUCCUAAACCGACACUCCAAGAGACCACUGAGUGUCAUCAAGGGUGAGAUUGAUGACAACAAUGACGAACGCAAAAAAAGAAGGCGAGAAAAAAAUAAAGUUGCAGCCGCUCGCUGUCGGAACAGAAAGAAGGAAAGAACAGACUGUCUCCAGAAGGAGUCAGAACGGCUGGAGAUGUUGAACUCCGGGCUGAAAUCUCAGAUUGAGGAGCUGAAAUCAGAGAGACAGCAACUCAUUGUGAUGCUCAACCUCCAUCGGCCCACCUGCAUUGUCCGUACAGACAGCGUGAAAUCCCCCGAGGGUGACGAACACAUCAUGGAUCAACUCACAGAUCAGUCAGACUGAAACUACAAACCAGACAGAGCUCUCAAAGAGAGGGAGACAAGCAAGCGUAUCAAAAACUGAACUGCAAUGAGUUGUCUGCAUUACGCAAGUAUGCAGCAGACAAGGAAACUGAAGUUGGAACUUGUUCUUCAAACCACAAAAGGAUUCACUUUUAUUGUCAGGCAAAAAGUGAUAACCAAACUCUAUAAAAUGUCUGUGGUUGGAAAUGUUAUGUAAAAGCAACUGUUGCAAAUCAUGGAAUUGUUCACCAGUCAAGGGACCCUUGAGUCCAGGUCUUGCUAGUGUGGACACUAAACAAACUUUCCCUGAGAUUAACCAAAAGAGUUAUGGUCCUCUGCAACCACUGUAAUAAACCUGUCUGACUGCAGGUGUGGCUGUACUGUUGAGAAACAAGAGUAGCAUCUUCCAGGUGUUUGUUCGAUUGCAAAUAAGAUUUUGCUUUUAUUUAAUUACACCAAGGCAAUUUCUCACAGCAGCCACCAGAUGUCGCUGUCGGAUCAACUCCAUUGUUCACUGACGCUGGCGUCUCAAUGGACCUGUUGUUUGCAUUAAUGCAUUCAAUGUAUACUGCAUUCUGUGUUUAAGAUAUGUAAUCUUUUAUACUGUGAUAUCAUGUUAUAUGUAUUUGUGUAUUCAGGAUGCCUGUGGAGAAGACACUUUAUUACCGAGUAAUAUUUCUUCAUUAUAUGGGGCAUCAAAAUAAA
Molecule: messenger RNA, 1298 nt
Organism: Xyrauchen texanus (razorback sucker)
Lineage: Eukaryota; Metazoa; Chordata; Actinopteri; Cypriniformes; Catostomidae
Product: jun dimerization protein 2-like
Exons: 4
Coding region: 100-594 (164 amino acids)
Biological process (GO): regulation of transcription by RNA polymerase II
Cellular component (GO): nucleus
Molecular function (GO): RNA polymerase II cis-regulatory region sequence-specific DNA binding; DNA-binding transcription factor activity, RNA polymerase II-specific
Source: RefSeq, a predicted model, not a curated record